Messenger RNA from Eruca vesicaria subsp. sativa (arugula), 291 nucleotides. NCBI's taxonomy places the organism in Eukaryota, Viridiplantae, Streptophyta, Magnoliopsida, Brassicales, Brassicaceae. The record is from the annotation of a GenBank genome assembly.
AUGAAGAUGGUAGCAUUGUUGCUUAUAACAUUUUUCAUAGUCUUGACAUCAUUCCCUCCUCCGCCUAAAGCUGACGCUACUCCCAAGACCAAUGGGAAAUCAUGUCUUACAAAUGCGGUUAAGGAUUGCUUUGAUGGAAUUGCACGUGGAGCGCAGGUGGGGAAAACAUGUUGUACGACUCUGAAAGAUCAUCAUACAUGUCUUUGUGAUAUCAUUAAAGCCCGUAUGGUCGACUCAAGUGUCCUUAGCGAUAGUCUCAGGGUUUGUGGUAUUCCUAACCCCAAAUGUUGA